Messenger RNA from Penicillium argentinense, 423 nucleotides. RefSeq lists its product as uncharacterized. The coding region runs from base 1 to 423 and encodes 140 amino acids. NCBI's taxonomy places the organism in Eukaryota, Fungi, Ascomycota, Eurotiomycetes, Eurotiales, Aspergillaceae. The transcript has a single exon. The record is from RefSeq and is a predicted model, not a curated record.
AUGCAAUUCGCCAAAGCUCCAAUCUUCCUUGCCUGUAUCACCGCAGCCCUUGCAGCGCCCGCUCAUCAAAAACGCGGCGACACCUGUACAAUUCUGGGUACAACCGGAAUGAGCCAGUCCACCUGCGGUCAAGCGGUCAACUGCAUCGCGGUCUCCAGGACACUGGAAUUAAAGUGCAGCAACGGGGUCAGCUGGGAUAAUGGUGGAGAUAUGCCCAUCGCUCAGACUAUCAAGGCUUCUGAUACCGGCCUUGAGGGAGACAUUGUCUGGGACCAGAAGUGGGAGACUGGUGGAUACGACUGGUGCAAUGCUGCUUAUAAUGGCGGCGAUAAGAUUGAUGGGAAGGUCGAUGACCCUGAGGUUUCGAGUAGCUUUGGAGUGUCUGAUCAGAGUUAUACAUGUAGUGUGACUUUUGAUAUUUGA